CUCGGGGAUUCAGACCAGCAACCUUUCUGCUCUUAACCACUAGGCUACCUGCCACCCCAUGACCUCAGCAGUACUAGCGACAUUUCUGCUGAUGGAAUGCUGUGUGGUCUCAGAGCAGACACUUCCUCCUCUGUCUGAACUACAUCUCCAUUGAUAGAGGGCACAGAUAGAAAUAGAUAUCUCUCCCAAAGGACGAGCUAGUAGCUUUGUACCUGCUCUGGUUUUCCAGCUUUAAACCAUUUCUAUGUCGUAAGUGAGAGAGAGAAGGUACUACUUUCUAUAGUUUUUUUCCGAUUUUUCUCUCUCGGACGGUGGCCCAUCCUUGCAGUUCUCUGUGACUACUCACACCUCUCAGCCCUACUGGCAGAGUUGCUGUUAGGAGCCCCCUGCUCAUGCUGUACAUCCAUAUGGUGGCUCCAUAGAGACAGAAUAUGAAUACCUCAGUGGGUGUUAUUAUUUAACCUUUGACCUGGAUCUGGUCACUGUCAGGUCACAUGAGCAGUCAGAGCCCACCGCUGAAACUACUUUCAUUACUACUGGUUUUGGUCUAUUAAGCUGCUUAGUGCCCCAUUCAAAGUGGAAAGAGAUCCUGUGAAGAAGGAUCCCACUGUGGUGGGCAUAUAUGAAGGGCUAAAGCCCGAGAGGUUAGCCAGAGAAUGUUGGUAAAUUCUGUCACUCACACACACACACACACACACACACACACACACACACACUAAAAUACAAACGCACAUUUAUACACCACCAGUGCAGCUCAAAGGAAUGAUAGGCAUCCGUCUGUGAAUGCUGACCGGCCCAGAGACCCAAGGAGGGAGGGUCAGUGAGAAAGGGAGAGGGUGGGGAGCACUUCAAGGGAGCAGGGAGGGUAGGUCUUACGGAGACCGAAAGAGGGAGGGAGAGUGGGAGGAGUAUACCAAAAGAGGUAGAGGGGAAAGAAAGUCACACAGAGUUGCUGGCAAAGUAGACAGAGGUGUCCGGGAAAGAGAAGACCAGGGAACUUGGUUGAACAAGCUGUGGACCAGGUGUGCUCCUCCUCUGCCCAACACGGAGUGCCUAUUCCUGGGUAGAAAGAGCAAAAGAGGCCCCUCUGGGGCUGGAUCAUGGGACAGCGCCUUCCUCUGGAGACCCCAGCUCAGGACCAACACCAACACAUCCACCGUAGAGUUGAUGAAGUUGACCACCUGCACAACACGACGGAGGGAGAUGGGGACAGCACCCCUCUCCCAUGCAAGGGCAAGGGCAAGUUCUCUACCCUUGGCAAGAUCUUCAAACCAUGGAAGUGGAGGAAGAAGAAAAGCAGCGAGAAGUUUACGGAAACUUCAGAAGUUCUGGAGAGAAAGAUGUCGAUGAGGCGACCGAGGCAGGAGCUUAUAGAACAGGGAGUGCUGAAGGAGCUCUCAGAGAAUGAAGGGGACGAUCCUCACAGCCCCAAACAGUCCUACGUGAAGAAUGGCCACACCCUUCCCGUGGGUGGUGGUGGUGGAGGGGGCAGAGGGCAGGAGAACCAGACAAGACCCCCCUCAGACCUUGGGAUGAACCCCUCAGACUUUAAGAUGAACCCAGCCUGGCUGCCCCAGAUAGAGGACCGCAGGGUCCGAUUCCCCCCGGACGUAGACCGCCAUGGGGACCAGGGUGGCCCCGGAGGCUCUGGACAGCAGGAGGAGGGCCGGCGAGGAGGUGGAGGAGGACGGUCCCAGGGGGAGGGGGAAUGGAAGUCUAACAUGGCCUGGCAGGGGAUGGGACAGGAGGAGGGUAGACGCGGGGGCAGACUCCACCCUUCUGACGGAGACAAGCGGCCGGGCCUGCAGAAGGCGCCAUCAGAGGACGGUAGGAGGAGUCGCCCUGCUGAGACAGCAUGGAAACCCACCCUCCCCCGGCACGCGUCCACAGAGGAGGGAAGGGCCCGUAGAGAAUCAGAGAGCCAUUUUGUUCCUGACCCAGAUUUGCUGCGGGACACUCUCCGAGAGUCUCUGCCCCCCAAACAGUCCAUUAUGCCCCCCAAGUGGCUGAUGAGCUCCACCCCCGAACCCGGCAGCGAAGGGUCACCCUCAUCCCACACCCCAUCCAACCACCCUGCAACAACGUACUCUUCCUCCUCUUCUUCCUCUGCAGUUGCAAUGCCUGCCCGAACUGUCUCCUCUGCAGGCGCCAACCCCCAAUCUUCAGCAGUAGUGUCCUUCGCUCCAUCCUCCACCCCCCAGGCGACCAAGCAGCCUCCCCUCCCACUGCCCAAGCCCGUCAACAGGGGCGUUAAUACUGCCAUGUUGGGCAACCUCACCCAGGCCGGUACCAGCCUUGUGCCAACUAAGCCCUCCCCACCUAUGCCCCCCAAGAGGACCACCCCUGUCACAAAGCGCAACCCGGAGGACCCGUCUGCGUCCACCCAGUCUGUCUCCACCCCCUCCCCUUCCCUGCUUUCUCCUGAGGACCAUCAUAACCACUCAGCGGGCUUCCAGAUGCCUCCCCCGUCCCCGCCCUUACCCAACCACAUCCCCCUUCUCCCCCCGCCAGCACUGCAAGCGCACUACCUCCACCACCAGCACUCCUACCAACAUCCCAUCCCCCAGCCCUUGCUCUUUGACCCCCCCAGCCCCACCAGUGAGCCCCCCCAGCGGCCGGCCCCCGUCCCCCUGCACAUCAUGAUCCAGAGGGCCCUUUCCAGCCCCGGCCCGGCCCAGCCGCAUCCCGACGGCUCCCAGCGCUCAGCUCACUCCCUGCUCUUCGAGACACCGCCGGAGUACCAGGGGGACCGCAGCCGGCCCCUAGCCGUCAGCAUCCAGCCUCUGAAACUGGCUGAGGAUGACUACUCGGAGGAGGAUGAGGAUGAUGAUGAUGAUGAAGAAGUGGAGGAGUAUGAUGGGGAGCUCCCCCUGCCAGAGCUGGAGCCACGGAGCAGGAGGUGCAUGGUGGGAGAGCCCAGCAUCAACGUCAUCCCUGAGGGACCCAACAGCAGUGAGGAGGAGGAGGAGGAAGAACUGCAGGACUUGCAAAGGGACGACAGCGACUCGGACGGGCCAGUGCUCUAUAAAGAUGAAGAUUCAGACGAGGAUGAGCCUCCACCCAGUGCUUUGGCCAGCAGGGUCAGAAGGAAAGACACUUUAGCUUUGAAACUGAGUAACCGACACGCCCCAGAGAAACAUGCUCGAGAGGACAAGUCCAGCGGUCACACCGAACGAUGCACUCCGGGACACACACCAGGACACACACACCAAGGGUCAACAGGGCUGACGUGGCAGAGCAGGGAGCAAUGGGAGGCCAUACGCACACAAAUAGGCUCUGCACUCACAAGGCGUCUCAGCCAGAGACCCAGUGCAGAGGAGCUGGAGCAGAGAAACAUCCUUCAACCCAAGAACCAGGUAGACAGGCAGGCAGAGGUCCGAGAGAUCAAACGUAGGCUCACCAGGAAGCUGAGUCAGAGGCCCACGGUUGCUGAGCUUCAGGCCAGAAAGAUCUUGCGCUUCCACGAGUAUGUCGAGGUCACCACAGCCAAUGAUUAUGAUCGGCGAGCGGACAAGCCCUGGACCAAGCUAACACCCGCCGACAAGGCUGCCAUUCGGAAGGAGCUCAAUGACUUUAAGAGUUCUGAAAUGGAGGUUCAUGAAGACAGUAGGAUCUAUACAAGGUUCCACCGGCCUUAGCAUCCACCCCAUACUGGAAAGCACUUUCUUAACCAGUGGCCAGCAGAGUCUCUGGAGAGGAGUCGUAGGGUCUUGGUGCUCCCUAAACAGACUGCCUUUUUAUGUUGCUGAAUGUACUGUACAGAUCAUCGAGGAAGGCCCUGGAAUUGACUGAACUGAAAACGGGGACUGAGGACCAGAUGCAGUAUUUCUCCCGGACAGUAGGGGGAACCAACUGCCAACAAAGUGGAGAGCUGGCAGAUGGGCUUGACCGAGAGGGCUGACUGGGAGCCACUCUGCCGAUUUGUGUUAUCCCUCAGGGACUUGGUUCCACUGACAACGACCUUUUGCCGCCUCUUUCGAUGUUGCCUUUUUUUCUGCUUUUACUCUGUAUGGCACAGUUAACCUAUGUUGCAGAGAUGUAAAUGUAAGAACAUUACAGUCAUAAUAAUGACGGCUACAAUAAUAAACACAGUAAUAAUACAUAUUAGAAAGGAAGCUGCAGAAAGAGGAUGAGGAGGAAGAGGACUGUGGGAUUUGCCGUUCCCAAGACUGGAAAAGCUCUGGGAUAAUUGUGUAUAGAUUUCUGUGAUUGGUUAGACUGAAACUUUGGAGAGUUCUACUAAUGACAACUGUAAUGAAUAAUAUUUUGAUCACAACAUAAAUUACUGCUUUUAUUUGAA
This is a messenger RNA of Salmo salar (Atlantic salmon), 4300 nucleotides long. RefSeq names its product phosphatase and actin regulator 4b (gene phactr4b). Gene Ontology annotation, biological process: neural crest cell migration; actin cytoskeleton organization. Gene Ontology annotation, molecular function: actin binding. The record is from RefSeq and is a predicted model, not a curated record. NCBI's taxonomy places the organism in Eukaryota, Metazoa, Chordata, Actinopteri, Salmoniformes, Salmonidae.